UAAAUUUGUUGUGAAAUCUCUGCUAAAAGUUUUUUCUUCUCUAAUUUCACAUUCUGUCCAGCCUAUAGACUGACACAAUACAGGAAAAAUUCUAAAUUUUGAUCAUAUUUUGCAGGGUAUUUGGAGAAUUGCACACAAAAUGUCGUUUUUUGGAGGGAAAGAUCCUUUUGAUCACCCGUUUUUCACUCAGCCUUUCGGUGGCUUGUUUGGUGGGACGCACCCGUUUGUUGAUCCAUUUUUCACCAGCAAUUUUGGUAAUAAUUCGGGUCCCCGCAAGCAAAUUUCCAUUGAAGAGCUGAACCCUGAUGAUGAUGGCAUCAGUGAUGCUAAAAGUUUGCCUAAACAAAACCUAUCUGUUAAGAAUUCAGAUGAAUCCCCAUCAGACUAUCAGAGUUUUAGCUUCCAGAGGGUCGCGUAUGGUGGUCCCGAUGGGAUAUACUACACCUCCUCUGUUGGGAGAAGGUCUGGGGGAGAUGGGGUGUUUCUGAUGGAAAUGAAAGAAGAUGAUCGGCUGGUUGGUGAAUCACUGCAUACCAUUUCUAAAGGGAUACAUGAUAAGGGGCAUUCUGUUACGACCAAACAAUCUAAGGAUGGCAGAGUUGAUUCAUUGCAAACGUUACACAAUUUAGAAGAAGAUGAGCUUGCUGGUUUUCAAGAAAAUUGGAAGACUAAUGCUGAGAAUGUUUUAUCUGGAUGGAGCGAUGGCUUCGGUCUACUUGAGAAUGCGGGUGCUAACAAAGGUGGAUGGGAGGAUUUUGGUGGUUGGGGUGGGUGGCCUUUCCCAUCUCUCGAGUAUUAUGGAAACGAGGGCGAAUAUCCUCAGCCAUCUUCUCGUGAUACCUCCAGAAGAAUUGUCCCUGUGGAGUGAAGUCUCCUCUAUCUAUCUAUCUAUCUAUCUAUCUAUCUAUCUACUACUAUGUUAUCUAAUGUGGAGAUGCAUGCUAUGCUGUUUGGGUUUUGUAUCUGUUAUCGUCACGAACCAUGUAUUUAUGGUCUCACUUUAUACUUGGUUUGGCUCUAGCCCUUGUACUUAGUUCGUGCAUCCGUAACUGGAUAUAGAACCUUAGUUUGGUGAACAAGAUGUGGCACUUUUUUAAGUCCUGUUGUUGUUGUCAACUAUUUUGUUGUUUCGACUAAAUUUGUCACGCUUAGUAAUUAUCGAAUGCCAAACUGUUUUCUCA
Messenger RNA from Salvia hispanica, 1181 nucleotides. RefSeq lists its product as uncharacterized. The record is from RefSeq and is a predicted model, not a curated record. NCBI's taxonomy places the organism in Eukaryota, Viridiplantae, Streptophyta, Magnoliopsida, Lamiales, Lamiaceae.